Messenger RNA from Anneissia japonica, 1888 nucleotides. RefSeq names its product dnaJ homolog subfamily C member 15-like. Gene Ontology annotation, molecular function: ATPase activator activity. Gene Ontology annotation, cellular component: PAM complex, Tim23 associated import motor. The record is from RefSeq and is a predicted model, not a curated record. Gene Ontology annotation, biological process: protein import into mitochondrial matrix. The coding region runs from base 136 to 471 and encodes 111 amino acids. NCBI's taxonomy places the organism in Eukaryota, Metazoa, Echinodermata, Crinoidea, Comatulida, Comatulidae. The transcript has 6 exons.
AUUGAGGGCGUGCACGUGCUCAGUACAUCCUCGUACCACAAAAAGUGAUGCAAGAUUUUAAUGGUUAAGAGUGAAUUACUACUGUAACUAAAUGCUGAUCAAUUUUAACCAAAGUGAAUGUGGUUAAGCCUAUAAAUGUCAUCAACGUUAAUCCUUGCUGGGCUUGGGAUAGCUGCUGCUGCCUAUGCUGGUCGUGUAGCACUGCAGACAGGCAAGAUAGUUGCAUCCAAUGCCAGCAAGAUACCUAAGCCAAGUUUUUCCAAUUAUUAUAAAGGUGGUUUUGAGCCAAAGAUGACAAAACGAGAAGCAAGUUUAAUAUUGGGUGUAAGUCCCUCAGCAACUAAAUCAAAAGUAAGAGAUGCCCAUCGUCGGAUUAUGGUGUUAAAUCAUCCUGAUAGAGGUGGUUCACCAUAUAUAGCAGCAAAAAUAAAUGAAGCCAAGGAAUACCUAGAUACAGGCAACAAAUCAUGAUAUAUAACAUGUUGAUGGUUGAUUGACAUCUUGACAAGUGAUUGAAUAUUUGAUGAGUCACUGACUGCUUGUUGAGUGAUUGACAGCAAUGACAUUCUAACGCUAACUGGAAACAUUUGCCAACAAAACAUUAAAACCUCAGCAGAGAUAAAUGUAACGGACAUCAUUGUGGAACCACUUGAUUUAACAUCACUGCAAGAUUGAGUUGAAAAUUAGUGAAAUAGUAUCUCCCAGACUGUGGCUGUUAUAGUGUAAUCUACCUCGAUGUCAUUGAAAAUAUUUAACUACCCAGGUUCUCCCUCAAUUACUUAUUGUUUUAGGGAUAAGCCUAUUGAAAUAAAAAUCCUAUCUAGUUUGUAGCUGAAAUUGCAAUCUCAACUCAGUGCUGACUAUCUUUUAAAAUUUCUAUCUUUUUAGCCAGGGGUUAACCAGCUAACACCUGAGGUGGAUUGCUGUAAAAUGGUCUUAACUGGUAGUUUUAACUCCUCGAAUAAAGCCGGCUUUAUCACUUAGAUGGUCUCGCUAAAGUCAUUGCUCUAAGACCAUUGCUAUAAAACAGUCUUCCCUAAGACCGCUUUGAGUGUUGAAACGCAAGCAUGAACUCCCCGGUAAUGUAAGAUUGGGGGGGCGACGUCAUGCGUGCUCGACGCACGCAAAUGUAUCGAAAUUAACGCAAACGUAGACCUAUUUUUACAGAUGCUGAGAAGCAUGCAGAAUAUUCGUCGUUAGUUCGGCUAACUGGUUAGAUGGCAGUAUAGCAAUGGUCUAUCUGCCCCUGCUUCAAACAGGAUAAAAUGUUAAGGCAGCUUUCCACUCGGCGAAUAAAAAGCGCUGGUCCAUAGGAAUUCACAUUUCUAUCGGAGUUUUUCUCUUCAGGAUUUGAACUGUUUCUACUGUUUGCGCAACCAAUUAGAGCUCAGGAAGCGAACCGACAAUUUUGAUUCAUGCAAAUGAAUUCGCCUAGUGCAAAAAAGCCUUUGCAUGGGGCUUGUCAGUAAAUCCCUACCAAGUUACCAUCGUCUUCACAUGAGUGAGCAACACGUAAAAGUUGGUGCAUCAGUGUGCGACACCACAGUAAAAGGUAACCCGAGUCUUGUGUUCACGCUAAACUUCUUAAGAGUUUUACAUGCCUCUUUGAUGUCUGUUUUUCUUGCAUGGAUAUUACACGUGUGCUACUUUUUUCAGUCAGGCAUUCACAUGGACAGAUUUAGCAGAUGUAUGCUAAAUUUUUCCUAUGAAUCAUGUGUGAUGUACAAAAACUGAUAAUAUCUAUGAUCAGUUGCUUUACCACUGCUAGAUAAUUCCAAACAGAAAACUGUACUUGUGUUUUUACCCAAAACUUUGUCAAUUUUAGUACCCUUAAGAAUGUUACAUUACAAUUUAAUAAAAUAAAAACACUGAUAUCACUUUUUGAAAA